Entelurus aequoreus (snake pipefish) is the source of this 2345-nucleotide messenger RNA. RefSeq names its product HHIP-like protein 1. Lineage: Eukaryota; Metazoa; Chordata; Actinopteri; Syngnathiformes; Syngnathidae. The record is from RefSeq and is a predicted model, not a curated record. The coding region runs from base 120 to 2156 and encodes 678 amino acids. The transcript has 13 exons.
UGGACUACAAGCCACCGUUCGAGCCCCGGCAGCCGCUGCUCUUCUGCAAGGACUACUCCAAGUUCGGAUGCUGCGACGACGAGAAGGAUCAUCGGCUGGCGGUCAGGUUCUACACCAUCAUGGAGAACUUCGACCACACGGGCUACGCCACCUGUGGGAAGUACAUACGCAGCAUUCUCUGUCAGGAGUGCUCUCCAUACGCUGCCCACCUGUACGACGCCGAAGACGCAAACACACCCAUGCGGGUCUUGCCCGGACUGUGUGGCAACUAUUGUCAAGACUACUGGCACCAGUGUAGGUACACACUGAGUCUCCUCCUGGAGGACCACGGGAGCCCGGGACAGUUUUCAAACCUGACCGCCACAAUAGAAGAAGACCAGAGAAGGUUCUGUGAAUUUCUGGAGCUGAAGGAUAAACAAUACUGCUACCCUAACGUCUUGUCUAACACGGAACUAAAUGCCAACCUGGGUUCGGUGCGAGCGGAUUCCGAAGGCUGUCUGGAGUUGUGUUUGCAGGAGGUGGCGAAUGGACUCCGCAACCCGGUGGCUAUGAUCCACGCAGAUGACGGAACACAUCGGUUCUUCGUGGCCGAGCAGCUGGGCUACGUGUGGGUGUAUCUGGCCAACGGCUCCAGGAUCGACCGUCCGUUCCUCAAUCUCACGCGCGCUGUCCUGACGUCGCCUUGGGCUGGAGAUGAGAGGGGGUUCCUCUGCAUAGCCCUGCACCCUAGGUUUACCACGGUCAGAAAGGCCUACGUUUACUACUCGGUGUCCGUCAAGAAGGAGGAGAGGAUACGCAUCAGCGAGUUCACACUGUCAACGUACGACGACAACCAACUUGACCACUCCUCAGAGAGGACCCUCCUCGAAGUGGAACAACCAGCGUCCAAUCAUAACGGGGGUCAGCUUUUGUUUGGCCACGACGGAUACCUGUACAUCUUUAUCGGGGACGGCGGUCGAGCCGGGGACCCUUUUGGAAAAUUCGGCAACUCGCAGAACAAGUCAACCCACCUUGGCAAAGUGCUGCGAGUGGAUGUCAAUAACAACGACGAUGGCGCCCCUUACAGCAUCCCGUCAGAUAACCCGUUCCUCGGAGAGAAGGGGAGCCUCCCAGAGAUUUAUGCUUACGGCGUACGCAACAUGUGGCGAUGCGCCGUGGACCGCGGCGACCCGGCGACGGGCCAAGGUCGGGGCAGGAUGUUCUGUGGCGACGUGGGCCAGAACAAAUACGAGGAAGUGGACCUCAUCCUGAAAGGCGGCAACUAUGGAUGGAGGGCAAAAGAAGGCUUCAACUGCUACGAUCGCAAACUCUGUCGUAACUCAUCUCUGGACGACAUCCUGCCAAUAUUUGCCUACCCCCACAAGAUGGGCAAGUCAGUGACGGGCGGAUACAUCUACAGAGGUUGCCAGAUGCCCAACCUCAAUGGACUCUACAUCUUUGGGGAUUUCAUGAGUGGGCGUCUGAUGUCCUUAAAAGAGGACGUGACCACGGGGGAAUGGCAGUACAAUGAGGUCUGCAUGGGACGAGACCAAACCUGCAGAUUCCCCAAACUCAUCAACAGCUACUAUAAAUACAUCAUCUCUUUUGCAGAAGAUGAAGCAGGUGAAUUGUACUUUCUUGCCACGGGUGCGGCGAGUGCCACCGCCAGAGCGGGAGUCAUCUAUAAGAUAGUGGAUCCCUCCAGGCGAGCUGCACCAGGAAAAUGUGCCAUCAAACCUUCGCCGGUGAAGAUAAAGGGAAAACUUCUCCACUUCCGCCCAAAGGAAGAAUAUGUUAUGGACAAAAAAGCGCCCACCACACCCGUGCCGACCACAACGGCGAGGACAGUCCCCGCCACCAGAAGAGCCCCGACAAGAAGAAGCACCACACCCGCUCCCACCAGAAAAGCUUGGCCCCCGCAAGCGCCGACGGGAAGAGCGGCCAAAAAGACGCCGACAGCGGCGGUAAAAACGACGACCUCGGCAGCCACUUUGGCCAAAGCCACACCCACCGGUAGGCUCACUGGUACACCCGAGUCUGCUGUUAGGACUAACAUCCCAGCCACGAGCGGAGGCGUGCACACCUGUGCCACACCUUCCUUCUGUGCCGCUCUAACUUUACUCUACAUUAACACGUCACUACUUCACAUGUUCAUGUCAUGGCUUGCUUUGGAGUGACAGCAUCUUUUCAGUGGACUUUCCUGAGAAGAUGCGAUGGUUGUUGAGCUCCGGCACUCAGUUCCUCACAUUUGUCUGGCUGACAAAUGACUAGAAGGUUAAAGGUCAUUCCUCUGAAUCGGUGCCAUUUGCUUUUUGGUGCAAAAUAACAAAUGUAACAUACAUUUGCAUAUAUUCUUCCCCACAAAU